GUAGCUUACUUUUGGGGCGAAAGCAAUAAAUCUGUAGUUUUACCGGGAAAAUCUAUUUUAAAACCGGAAUCAACGCCAUUGUUCCUGAACUUAAGCUAUUCAUGUAUUAUUCAAAAAGUAACGGUCAGUGGCAUAUCCUUAACGCGGUAGUCCUUGAUACCUGUCGUCAUUAGCUUUUUCCCCUUCGACGGCGACGGACGUUUUCCUUCCGUUGGUGUCCGCGCAUCUUUUGUUCACUUAAUCCUGUCGCACGCUUUUCACGCUACCACCGAAGUUUACGCAUCGCAUACCCAUACACAGCUACAAAAAUAAAAAGUCAAAGCGCGAUAAAUUCAAGUGAAAAGCGACAUUUUUAGGCCAACACAACUUGCAGUUUUUCCAGAAUCAAUUGUGCUUUUUUCCUUAUAAUUUGCGAGAACAGUUUCAAAUAAUUUGCAUUAAACACAAAUAUACCAAUAUACCGACUGGAACCGAAACUCGAAUAUUGCCAAUCUGCCAUAACAAUUCAAACAAAGUGCCAAAAUAUCGUAAAGCAUUCGACUCUGUACCCGAAAAGGGAAAUAGCUCUACAUAAAAUUUACAGUUACGUGGGAUUUACAGUUAGAGUUACACACAGACAACCCACACAGGCUCACCCACUCCUGCUCACACGCACACAAAGUUACUUCACCGCACAGCUUGAGUUCGUUGGGUGGUGGCGGAAGGGGAGGGGAGGGGAUGACCCCAGUCCUUGAAGCAUCUCGGCUUACGAACAACCCCCAACAACAUUGGGUGCGUCGAUACUCGGUCUGAACGUAACGGAGAACGGAAAAAAAUAACCGUCAACAAAAAACAAACAAACACUGGAAGCCGACGCUGUCCGAGUGUGGGUCUCGUUUCUGGUAUAGAUUUACCGUUCUUUUGUGCAUGUGUGUGUGUGUGAGCGCCACAAAAAAAGGAGGCGCAAAGGAUAUUAUGCCGUUGUCAGCCGCAUUUGCGAAUAAGCUACUACAAUCCGUCCACUUUGAUUAAGACUAGAUAUACCUACCACCAUGUUUGGAUCCAAACUACGCUCCUGGAUGGAGACGCACAUCGUGCGUCCCCGCAAAAAGGGCAGCAAGCACAAGCAGGCCGCCUCGGAAGCGGGCAGUUCCUGCUCCAACCACUCCAAGAAGGCGGGCACCCUGCCCCCGCAGGGGAGCAACUUGACCAGUCCGGUCCUGACCAGCAGCGGGAGUCACAGCAUCGCUAGUCCGGUGCGACGACGUGAGGUGUCGCCCAUCCAGUGCCACCCACCCAGCCGUCGCUAUGGCUGGCAAUCCCCUGACGAAGACUCGUACGUCAUAACCUCGCCCAAGUCGGACAAUCUGCUUUACGCCCCGCACUGCUAUCAGUCCCACGUGCUCCAGCAGCAGCCAUCGCAUCACUUGAGCGUCCCAAACAGCAAGGACAACUCCUGCACCGACAAAUCGCCCAUCAGGGUGAACUGCUCCUCGUCAUCCAUAUCGUCCUUGUCCUGGUCGACAGGAUCGAAGGAGCCUUCUUUUGGUAAGCAAGCUGCUGUGAAGGAGCAGGCUUUAAAUGGGGAGUACCACAUUCCACCUGAGGAGGAGGUGGAGUACGAAGAGGUUGGCGCUCUGCUGCUGCGACCCCCGGCACUCGUUCCAGCGGACCAGCAGCGCCCGCAGUCCGAGAACUUAAGCUCUGUGCGACUGAUCUAUGAGGAGGAACCCAGGCAAAGCAACAACCAUGUCCGAUACGGUCGCUUGCUACCCUCCAAGCUGGUUCAGCUUGGCGAGUCCCUAGACAAUUUGACACCUCCGAUUCCACCCGCUCCGCCAGCAGUCUCUCGGAUGCGAACUCCUCGGGGAAUGCAGCGCAGCAAUAUUUUACCGGGACCCCGGCCCCACAGCUUGCCCUCGCCGGAAAGCGCCUACUCCACGGGAUACUCCACCGAUGGCACAUCGCCGUGCGCCGCCAGCAACUACAAUCCACCGGAGUACUACAUCAAUAUGCGAUCGGGAACCCACUAUUUUCCAAAGAGCGUCAAUUCGCUGGCCAUCGAGGCGCAGCGCUACAAGUUUGGCCUGAACCGCAUUGAGGAGAUGUCGCCCAUGGAUCCACUGCCCAAGAGUAACUUUGCAAGUUGCAAUCAUGGCAUUGAGUCGUCGCCCAGUCCACUGGCCUUGAGGCAGCAGCCAAAGAUUUUUGAAUCUCCCUCACCAAGACAGCGCUGUCGUAUAAGAACAAAUCCCUGGUACAACACGGGAGAGCACUUGCCAGCCUCCGCUGGCUCCACUCGCAUUGAGCAGGAUGCCACCAGCACCACCUCUACGACCUCGUCGGGCAUUAAGUCGAGCAAUGAGCUGGAAGUUCCGGCGGCCAAAACAACAGCAAACAAAGCAGGAAAAACAGCCACUUGUACACCAACCCCCAACGGCCGAAGCACUCCCAGCAAGUCGGCCAGAGUGGCGGGUGUGGGCACUUUUGGGGGUGGGGCUGUUGGCGCACCUGGAACUGGGGGCGCUUACGAGUCCGAGGGCUCUUCUUCGUCGACUGAAGUGGAAAAUCUGCAUGCACCACAUACCAUAAAACGACGACACCUGGAGCAAGCGGAGACGACAACAACUUCAGCUCCUGUGGCAGCUGGUGGAGCUGGGGCUACCACUACCUCCUUUGUGCUUAGUGAUGACGAGGCCACCCUCAACGAGAUGAUUGGGAAGUUUGACGAAAGCUACAUUUAUGAGAAGGAGACUGACAUACUUAGCAGCGAUUCGGAUGUCACCGACUGCUGUGCUUCGGAGCUGGAUACUGGACAGGACGCAGGCGAUGAGUGCGACACGGAUGAGUUAUUGGACAUUGACUUUAUAGACACUUCAUCCAUGCAAGAGGUGGUACUUGACCGCCACGAUCUGUCGCGCAAUUUGGGCAGGUGCCACUACUAUUCCAAUCAACCCAUUAGUCCCGGAAUAAAGCGGAAGGCUUCAACACGCUCUCGACGCAAGAGUGGCCAGGAAACGGGUGAGAAUUCCCAACAGCAUCGACGUAAGCGGUUUUUCAAGACGCGCAAGAAGAGUAGCGAAAACCACGAAAAGCUUCCCUCAUCACCGCUAUGUGAGCCUCGCGGCUCUCGAAGUGUGGGAGGCACACCCGUCUGCUUGCGACGAAAUUUGCUGGGUCGAAAGGAGAGGAUCUACAAGACUUCACCUCUGUCAAACCGCUCUAAUUCGCUGAUAUUUGGCAGUAUCAAUGAAAAAAACACACUUACCGUUGCAGAGAGCGAGAAGGCUCUUUUUAAGGCGGACUUGGAGGCUGAUAGAAAGUACAAACAGCUCAUCAUGGAGGCCGAGUCCCUGCUUGAGUCCUUAAAAAACAGCUUGCAAAGUAUCCCCAGGGACACACCAGUCGCCAGUCCGAGGCGCUUGAAUCCUUUGGCUAACAAGCGCGUGGAGAUGCUGAAGAACAGCGAAGUGGACUCCAAGAAACAGGCGCCGGCUCAAAACUCUCCUCCGCUGGAGCAUGAGUUAGCCGCAGCGAUCAAUAGGCGCAUAGAGAUGCUAAAGUUUGAGACUUCUUCUGCUGCUUCGCCGCCCAACAGUCCGAAACUUGGACGCUGCAGCCCUCGCAAGACGCACCUGACAAACUUUAUGAACCAAAAUGCUCCGCCAGAGCUACCGCCACGCAAGAUAAGCGGCAGCACUCUCACUGCUCCACUCUCACCUCAGCUGCAGCUAAAUGGAAGGCGUCUGCAGGAAAGUCCCAAGGGCCAUCGACGCACUAUGAUGGUGACUUCCACUUCCAGGACCACAACUACGGUGAUCAGCUUCAACGGCAGCGAUUCGGAGAUGGAGUGCAUUGCUGUGGAGGAUAUUGGCAAUCACAACUACCUUCCGCAGCAGCAUUCCAAGCCGAAAAUCAAGCAGGAGGUCCCAAUCAAUACUAAACUGUUGGCAGAGUCGCAGAUUAACAACAACUUCUAUUGCCCGCAUAGUGAGCCCUUAAAACGCAAAGUGUACAAGGGAAGCUCUUCGUUCGAGCGAAUAAAGAAGAACUUUGACUUGGAAUUGGAUGCAAACGGACGGAGCAAGUCCAACGAGCGUUCGCAAAUUAAGCUUUCGGCCCCCGUGUCGGCCAAGAGCUCUAUGCAAGACGUGACCGUUGACGAGGCCAAGGGCCAGGCAACGGCUGGUAGAAACUGCAAGCAGCAGCUCAUACUGAACACCAUUGUCGAUCUAAAGCGCAGCUUGGAGCAUCAAAGCCAUCAGCUGAAUGGCCUGAAUGUCGAACAGAACUGAGUGAACAAACUACUAAGGCUAAGAUCACUAUCAUACUUAUUCAUAACGCAUUAUUUAGACAUAAAAUAGCUCGUUAGGACCUAGGCUAACAGUCCAACCGAAUCCCUCAGACUAGACACGAAAACUGAGCGCAAUAACUUUCUUACUAAUAAGAGAAGACGAUUAUUUACACAUUUGGCCCAAUACUUAAGGGCCGCAAUUGGAAACAUGGACUGGUGCAGAAAGUUAUUAGGAAAUAUCUUUAGCAUGUAGCAAAUUGUUUUUGAUGGAGUUUUUAUAUAAUAAUCGUAGACAUAACCCAGAUGUUUAAUUUAUUUGAAAUGUGUUGAAAUUUUUAAUUUUUAAAUGUUUAGUUUCGUAAAGUACGUUGAUAUAUCAUAGAUCUUAGUUCAAUCAUAUCAAACGGUUUUUAUAUUAAGCGUCAUUCCGUUACUAUAGAUAAGUUUAAGUUUGUUGUUUGACUUUAAGAACACUAUGUUUUAAAAACACUUCUCCAUUUUUAAAGAUAUCCUAGAGUUGUAAUUUUUGUUUAGUUUGGAUGCGCCAAGCUAAACAUGUGUUUAGAACACAAAAUCCUUGGCGUCUCCAAUGCAACUAUCAUACAACCAUAGCUUGAAUACGUUGAUAUUAAUCACUAUAUUAAACUACAUAAGUCAAUAACUGGUAAUAUUUCUUAGUUUUUUAUCGAGCGUGUUUGUGUGUGUGUGCGUUAAUGUGGAACAAAAAUUCAUUCUCAUUAAUGCAUUUCUUACAUGAAUUUUGCGUAUACUUAGAACACUAAAUUUAUGGCUAGACUUGGUAGAACAUUUUACUUAAUCAGCAUUAUCUCUAAAGUAUUCAAAAGUAGUGCUUUAAGUAAACCAUAUUACUAUCCAUCCAAAAGAAAUUUUUUUAGCAAAAUUGUUUGUAGAUUAAUGAAAAAAUCAUUGUUCGGUUUCCUUAGCUAAGUUGAUAACGAAGAUUGUGUUUUUAGCACUAGAUAUGGGAUAAAUCUAGUCUAUAUUGAAUUAUAUUUCGAUUGGUCAACAUUAAUUUAAAAUAUGUUGUAUUGGUAAGGUUUUUAAUGAUUUCCAAACGGAGGUGAAUUGGUUGUAAUUUAAAUUAAUUGACUCAAGUUAUUUUGAAUUAUGUAUUGUGUUGUGUACUCAAUUUAUAUGCAUAUAGGCUAUGUAGAACCUACACAGAGAAUACAUAAUUUAAGUCAAUAAUGUAACGUGAUAAUAAACUUAAUGAAAACCCUAGACCAAAAUCGAACAAGAUCCAAAUUUAAAGGGGAUCCGCAGAGUAGUAAGUAUAAAGUAAUUGCAUAUAUCGUAACAGUUUGUGGUUUAUUGUUUCACACCUGUGUACUUUGUAGCUUUGCGUUCUUGUUUCUCAUUGAAAUUAAAAUUGCAAUUAGUUUUCGUUUUCUCUUACGUAGUGCCUGCUUUUAGAACCCCACGGCAGGAGGGGUAGUGGAGCGGUAUGCUGUGUUAAAUUUACUUAAUUAGUUUCACCCGCGACGCGACACUUGAACAUUGAACGGGCACGGACCGCUGGCCCUGCAAGCGAAAGACGCAAGCCGCGAAUUCCAAAAAUCGAACUCGAUGUUGUGAACUUUAAAUGGGCUGCCAAUGCGUAGUUAACGGCUUGGGCCUGCAGCUGUCGUGGUAAUUUAUGCGCCCUAGAUUCCAAAUAUUCAAUUGGCUUUCCGAUUAAAGCGACCUUAAGACAAUCCAACGAGCUUUUGAUAUGAUGACUUACAAACGGCAACUAAGGAAAGACUGCAGCAGACUCACUCCCAAGACGGGGACUUACAUGUGUUCAGGAUGGGCGAAAACCCAGUACCACGUGUGGUAUGAGUGAUAUUAACAAAAACCCUAUCAGCCGACACAUACAAUUAUCGAACCCAUGUAUUUUAAACGUCAAUAAAGGACCAAUAUUUUGAACUA
Molecule: messenger RNA, 6205 nt
Organism: Drosophila elegans
Lineage: Eukaryota; Metazoa; Arthropoda; Insecta; Diptera; Drosophilidae
Source: RefSeq, a predicted model, not a curated record